CUUUUGGCCGCAUGGGGGCGCUACUGAAACUCACCAAAACGUGCUGGGGAGGCGUAGAAGUUCAAGCAAUUGUUUUGUACAUGGUAAUGCUAAUGAAUUGUAUACAAGUCGAGGAAAUAAGAGCUAAAACGAGAAGACGCCUUCGUUCAUUUGUAAGAGCCAUGUUGAACUGUUGCUGUGUGUAAUCCCAGCGCGCAGCGGACAUGUUUGUGCUGUAAUGCUAGCUGAUGUGUUUGUAGGUGUUAGUGAAUUGAACAGGUACAGCACACGGACACAGCCAUGCUGGAUAACAUUGACUAUGCCUUUCCUGCUGGAGAUGAAAGUGAUGGAAGUAGUGACGAAUGGGAUGUUGGGUAUGCUAGUGAUAGCAAGAAACUCGAGCCUGAGGUGUCGAAGGCGACAUCAUUCCCCCCUAAAGACAAUGUGUCUGUCCUGAAAAGAGCCAUUACAGCAGGGGACGUCGAUCUCGUGCGCCAGUUGCUGGACAGUGGUGUGGACGUAGAGACAUAUCUGGGCUUUGAGUGGACUCCUCUCAUGUGUGCUGUCCAUGUUGGUCACUGUGAGCUGGCCGAGCUGCUGCUGGACCGCGGAGCCAGUGCCAACUUCAGCAGAGAUCAUUAUACUGUGCUAAUGGCAGCUUGCACUGCAAAUUCUACCACUGAAGAGAACAUCAGCAAGUGUGUGGCUCUACUGCUGAGUCGCAACGCUGACCCAAAUGUCUACAACAGGAGUCGUAUGACGUGCCUCAUGCUGGCUGCCAGGGACGGUUACUCUCAGGUGAUCAAUCUGCUGGUGUCCCAUGGAGCAGAGCUGAACUUUCAGAAUGACAGCGGCCACACGGCACUCAUGUUAGCUGUGCAGUAUGGGCAUGAAGCUGCAGUUCUGAAACUACUACAGCUCGGAGCCGACAAGUCCAUUAAAAGCAAGGCAGGGAAUACAGCAGCUGACCUGGCCAAAUCAUUCAAACACCUGCAGAUCUGCAGGAUUCUCAACUCUCCAAGUGACUCCAUUGUUAAUGGUCCACUGCCCUCCAAAGCUGAAACAGUGUUUAAACUUCUCAACCAAAACCCUGAGCCUCUAUCUGUCUCAAAGAAGAGUUCUGCUAAACUAUGUGAUAUUGAGCUACUACUACACGGGCUGAAUCUGGAGUACCUCUCUGAUAUCAUAAUGGAAAAUGACAUCACCUGGAGCCACUUGUUGACGAUUGAAAAAGAAGACUUAGUAAAGAUUGGAGUAACAGACCCUGAAGACCAAAAGAAGAUUCUUAAUGCAGUUCAGGAGAUUCACCUUGACAGAGUGGAUCUGGACACCUUGAGCCAGCUUGAUAACAUAGACAGUGGGAGUGAGGAGCUAUAUAACUUUCUGAUCAGCCUGAGGCAGCAGUGCUGUUACCUAACUGAGAUGGUGCAGGAUGUCAUCAGCAGGUUCCCCCGCAGCACCUCACAGCUUGUUCUGACAUGGGAUCCAAAGAAGGAGGCUCAGGCCAUAUGCACAGAGCUAGUGGCUCAGACCGGAGACCUGCAGAAAGAAGUGGUCUGUCUCAGGGACCUCCUCAGCAAGUUGGAUCCCACUGAUUACACCUUCCAUCCUCCUCUGCCCAGUUCCCACAGCAGCAUGCGGAGACGAGUUAUAAAGAAGCUUGCAGUGGCUGUGCUUGGAGCAGGAUUGCUGCUACUGUUGUCACAAGCAAGACACUUCAAAGCCUACAUCUGAGAAUUAUUCUGUUUUCAGUUUUGUUGCCAUCAGUGUUUUCCCUUCCUUUUAUUUCUUUUGUCAUUAACUCAUUUCAGUGUUUUUCCUCAAAGUUCAAAGUUGGUAUUUUGUGAUGGCUUGCUUUAUGUUGAAAAUGCAGCUGAUCAAGAUCACAGGCUUUUCGUUCUGUAUAACCAUUUUGCACCACCUCAUUAAAAUUCUUUCCACUAAAUGUUGCAAUAAUA
Pangasianodon hypophthalmus (striped catfish) is the source of this 1937-nucleotide messenger RNA. It is a transcript of the gene asz1, whose product is annotated as ankyrin repeat, SAM and basic leucine zipper domain containing 1. Gene Ontology annotation, molecular function: protein binding. Bases 280 to 1713 code for a protein of 477 amino acids. The transcript has 13 exons. The record is from RefSeq and is a predicted model, not a curated record. NCBI's taxonomy places the organism in Eukaryota, Metazoa, Chordata, Actinopteri, Siluriformes, Pangasiidae. Gene Ontology annotation, biological process: piRNA processing. Gene Ontology annotation, cellular component: pi-body.